GGCACCUCAUUUUUCUGCAGAACUUUUAAGCCUUUUCCUUUCGUUUGUUUUUCUCUCUUUCCCGAAAUCUGGUUUUUUCCUGAACUAGUGAGAAUUUGCUAACUGUGUUAUUUUACAGUAUCAUACGGAUAACGGUUUGCAAUGAAGUUUUGAAGUCUGAACAAACAACUGGGUGUUGCAUAUCUUUUGGAGUAGUUUCUUGACAUGGAAGCUUGUAUGGAUUUCUUGGAUCGACUCGACCGCGACAUAUCGUUGAAGAUUCUAACGUAUUUGGAAGAUCCAUCUGAUCUUCUCCGCGCUAGUUCUGUUUCACGGUCUUGGCGAAAUUUUGUGAUUGUAAAUGGUCUUUGGAAGCAAUUAUGUUUGAGAAUGUUUCCUCAGUUAUCUAGAGUGUCCCAUGUUUUUGGAUUGAAUAAAGUCAGUACAAAAGAGCUUGUAGAAGCUGGAUCUAGCUAUUCAAAAGAACGGGAAUCUCUGGAAAGGGAUGAUAGGGCCUAUUCUCUUUUAGCUCGAGCUUGUACAUCAUCUAUUGUUAGGGACUGCAUUUUGCAACCAAUUAGUGUAUCGAGCACUGAUAAUUAUCCAGAGGAAAGCAUCAAUAAUACUCUUCAACCAGCGGAUAUUGUUGCACGGAGAGUUUCAUACUGGUUGAGUAGAGGACAAAGUAAUCCUGUGGUGACCGAGAGACUAACAUACAAACUGGCUGAUGAAUUUUGUGUCAUUACAGAAAUCAAUAUACGCCCUUUCCUAGCUUACUUUCAAUCGGGUUCGCCCCUAUAUUUGGUCGAAGCUGUGCGAUUUCGAAUGGGCCAUCCCAAGGGCCCCAUGGGUGUAGGAAAUGAUCUCCUGAGUGACUCGUACCCCGUUUCUGCCUACGAAAAAUUCAUAUGGACCUAUACUUCACAAGAAUUUCCGAUGGCUCAGGAAAGUUGCUUGCUGAAGUUCAAGCUUCCAGAACCUGUUCUUUGUGUUGGUGGAAUUUUGCAGAUCGAGCUGCAGGGUAGGGUUCAGAGACAAGAAAUGGCUGGCUCACUCUCUACACGCAUGUCUUAUGUUCAAGUUAUGGGGCGGCCGUUAUCUCCAACAUUUGGUGUAGAGAUUCUUGAGCCAUCUGGGAAAUUUGUCUUGAAGAUUAAGCAUAACACGUUGGUCAAGUUUCAAACCCAACCAAGCAUACCUUCAGCUGAUCACUUUCAGAGACGUCGCACAUAUUUCCAGCAUAUUUUGUCUAUUCCUACUAUAUUGCAAGGAAACUUGGUCGAUGAUAUCGAUGAGAUUGAAAUGAGCGAAGAGGAAGAAUAAAAUCUUCUCUGAAGUUGUUGUAUGUCUCCCCCUCACCAUCCUUUCAUAUGGAGAAUUAUGUUGAAAGUCCUCUCCUCCUUGUCAGUCUAUUCUAUCAGGAGAUGUAUACGGUUCAUCCCUGUUUAUCUUCAAAAUUUGUAAGUAUUGCUUUAUUCUAAGAGUGGUGAUCUAAUUAAUGAACUCAAGGCAACUUGGAUUUCGUAUCAUAUGUCUAUAGUCUGUCUAGUGGACAAUGAUCUCCAGCUUAUGUUUCACUGAAUCACUGGUAUAGAAAAGAGGAUGAAGUUGUUUCA
Messenger RNA from Carya illinoinensis, 1595 nucleotides. RefSeq names its product F-box protein At4g00755-like. Bases 205 to 1302 code for a protein of 365 amino acids. The transcript is spliced from 6 exons. Gene Ontology annotation, molecular function: protein binding. Lineage: Eukaryota; Viridiplantae; Streptophyta; Magnoliopsida; Fagales; Juglandaceae. The record is from RefSeq and is a predicted model, not a curated record.